Ixodes scapularis (black-legged tick) is the source of this 897-nucleotide messenger RNA. Its product is annotated as multiple coagulation factor deficiency protein 2 homolog. Bases 1 to 546 code for a protein of 181 amino acids. The transcript is spliced from 4 exons. Lineage: Eukaryota; Metazoa; Arthropoda; Arachnida; Ixodida; Ixodidae. The record is from RefSeq and is a predicted model, not a curated record.
AUGCUUUGGCGGCAACGCUCGCUUACAACGCUGCUGGCCUGCGCUACGAUGCUAAUCACGUGGCUCGCACUCGCCGAUGGUGUUCGGUCGCUCCAAGACGAACAGCUGUCGGCAGAUUUGGCAGACCUGAGGAGCAAGUACAGCGCCGCAGAGAUUGUUCGGGACACCGAUCACAUCAGGAGAGACCUCUCCCGGGUGCUCCAUUUAGCCCAGCUGGGAGAGCUGGAGACCGAAGAAACCACCUUCUAUUUUAUGAGGAUGCACGACUACGACGACAACGACAAGCUGGACGGUCUGGAGAUGAUGCAGGCUUUCGGACAUCUUAUGGAGCACAACAACGAGACAGCUGACGAAACAAAAUUGCUCGGCAUGGUGGAUAGCCUGCUGUCGGUGGACGUGAACUCGGACGGGUACGUCUCGUACCCGGAGUGGAUCUCGUACGUGAGGAGCGCCAGGAGUCCGCAGACGCAGCUCCCGAAGCAGGAAGACUCCAAGGAACGAUAUGAGGCCCGCGAGGCAACGCCUCAUCCUCACCGAGAGCAGUGAAAGCGCCAUCGAAAGUGCACGCCGAACAUGAAACGACAUUCGUCACCGACUCCAUUUUUUCUCUUUUCUUUUUUUGAUGACGCAUUGAAUAGUGCGCGCUUCAGAGCCCGCAGCUUUGCAGCGUACACCUUUGGACGAACACACACACAGACUGCGCAACCAAGUCGAUCUCAAUGUGUAUAUACGCUUAUGCUUGAAAGUCUGUGAUAGAUCCGGUACCGCACAGUGUAUAUACGUAAGAUUUUGAUUUGUGAUUUGCUUUUUUAUAUUAAGUACGUAGGAAUCGCUUAUCCUUUUCUUUUUUUUUUUGUAAAAAGCUUAAUAAUAACAAUGUUUGAAAAAGUAAUUUCC